Rhipicephalus sanguineus (brown dog tick) is the source of this 2202-nucleotide messenger RNA. RefSeq lists its product as uncharacterized. The coding region runs from base 1 to 2202 and encodes 733 amino acids. The record is from RefSeq and is a predicted model, not a curated record. The transcript has 4 exons. NCBI's taxonomy places the organism in Eukaryota, Metazoa, Arthropoda, Arachnida, Ixodida, Ixodidae.
AUGCCGCAACACCUACGCAACAGCAACACCAAGAAGAUCCUCAAACUACACCUAGGAGCCUUUCCAGGAGCCGAUCUCGGAACCGUUCGAGGAGCAGAUCAGGAAGCAAAGCCCGAGGGACCUCACAACCUGGGAGUAACUGUAACGAGACGGCCCCCAGGCAGGCCACCAAAGCCAGUCAUUCAUUGGAGCCGGUCCACGAAAACGGGUAGGGCGAACGCUCAGUAUCACGGACUGGGAUGCUUUCCGGGCCUGCAGGGCAGCACGUACCUCCCCAGAAGGGCCGCCGACAAGCAGCUCCUGAGUAACCUUGUCGACAAGUACCUUGGUGACCAGGUGACGCAACCGCAGAUGCCCUACACAGGUCAGGAUAACGCCUCCCUGGACGCCCCUAUCACCCUGGCGGAAGUGCAGGCAACGGUACGAAAUCGGCGCCCCAACUCAGCGCCGGGGGACGAUUGCAUCACCAAUCGGAUCCUACAAAAUGCGGAUGACGACUCCCUAGCGACUCUGUUGCAACAUAUCAACAUCGUCUGGGAGUCGGGCUCCUUGCCUGCGCCGUGGAAACACGCCAAGAUAGUCUUCAUCCCCAAACCAGGCAAACCUUUACAUUUCGACAACCUCCGCCCCAUAUCUCUCACUUCAUGCGUAGGAAAAGUCAUGGAGCAUGUCAUUCUCACUCGGCUUACUGAAUACAUGGAUAAGGAAGACAAGUUUCCACACACCAUGAUAGGCUUCCGCCCCCGGCUGUCCACGCAGGAUGUCAUGCUUCAACUUCAGCAUCAAGUACUCGACACCCGACAGGGACCUAAACUGGACACAAGGGCUGUACUUGGCCUAGACCUUACUAAAGCAUUUGAUAACGUCACACACCGUGCAAUUCUCGAGGCACUCUCAGAACUAAACGUUGGUGCAAAGACCUAUAGCUACAUUAAAGAUUUCCUCUCCAACCGCACUGCCACAUUAACAAUAGGGGGACUCCAGUCGGAGGUUAUCAAGCUGGGAAGCAAGGGCACACCACAAGGGUCCGUGCUCUCUCCCAUGCUUCUCAACAUCGCCCUCAUGGGGCUUCCAACACAGCUGUCUGCUAUCCCACGCCUAAAUCACUGCCUAUACGCGGACGAUAUUACCCUCUGGACUGCUGGAGGCAGUGAUGGCGAAAUUGAAGAGACCCUGCAAGAAGCAAUCAACGCGGUGGUCGAGUAUGUCGAGCCACGAGGACUUUCAUGUUCGUCGAGCAAGUCCGAAUUACUAAUCAUACGCCCCGCAACGCAUCGUCGAACGAGUCAGGAGAGCACGCAUCCCAUCAUGCUCGAAGUCAAAGGACAUCCCAUACCGUGCGUGCCUAGCCUGCGAGUCUUGGGGCUCCGCAUACAACAGAACCGUAAGAACACAGAGAUUAUCGAAUGCCUCAAGACCCACGCUACUCAAAUAGGAAGGCUCAUCGCCCGCAUCGCCAACAAGCACAUGGGAAUGAAAGAGGACAACCUUUUACGGUUGGUGCAAGCCUUUAUUAUCAGCCGCAUCGCGUACGUCGCGCCCUUCCUAUGCCUCUCCAACGCCGAGAAACACAAGAUUAACAUAAUUAUCAAGAAAGCAUACAAGCAAGCCCUGCACGUCCCUCAAUCUACGGAGAAUCAAAAGCUCAUGGAAUUAGGCCUACAUAACACAAUUGAGGAGUUAAUUGAGGCUCAGCGCAUUUCACACUACGAGCGGCUCUCGCAAACACAGACCGGGCGGCACAUCCUCCGUACCCUUGACAUUGAAUACGUUACGCAGACCGGACCCAAGGUCCCAUUGUCCAAGGACGUCCGAGAAACGUUCCUGAUUCCCCCCAUCCCUCGCAAUAUGCACCCCGUCUACAACGCAGAACGGCGCGCCGACCGUGCUAAACAUCUCAGCAAGAGUUACAAGGGGGCCGCGCAUGUAGCUUACGUUGACGCAGCAGAGUACCCGCAACAACCGGCCAUGGCGCUCGCUGUCGUCACGGGACAGAAUCAUGUAACUACCACCACCAGCUCUCUACUCACCACACAACCCGAAGAGGGCGAAGAAGCUGCCAUCGCUUUAGCCUACGCGACGACUACCGCCUCUUGCAUUGUUAGUGACAGCAUUACAGCUAUCCGCAACUUCACCAAGGGCAUCAUUUCACCGCAAGCGAACCGCAUACUUACAGGAUCGCAAAAACCUCAUCUGCUCUGA